AGGACCGUAAAAAGGCUUUUGCGAAAACAGCAUGGACCGGGUUCCAUUCGGCUUAUGAAAUGGAUUCCCGACUUUAAUCCAUAUAAAUUAAACACCUCCACGGGGAUUCGCAUUUAUGAGCUGAGCAUUGAAUAUGAUUCUGAAGAUAGCGAGCUGCCUUUACACAUCGACGACCGCUCUCUGUCCGGCCACGUGGGACACUUUGUACGCGUGUUGGUUGAGGUGGACCUGGCUGCCCCCCCCUUACAAGAGCAUAUUAUGGUGGAAAGGAAGGAUCACUGUGCUUUUCUUAGCAUUGGUUACGAGAACCUUCCACCGCCCGUCCUGUAUGGUCAAAACUAUCGAGCCUUGCAUCGAUAUAUAGAGGGAUCAUCGGCGCAAAAACAAGAAUCGGCCAAAGACAAGAAGGCUCAUACGAACAUGAAUGAGGCGGCACGAAAAUCAUGGGCAGAUAGAUCGGCGGAUGAUCCCGACGAGUGUAUCCAGGAGGCCUCUUCGGAAUCCUCCCUAACCUUCCUCUCCUUUUAG
This is a messenger RNA of Striga asiatica, 528 nucleotides long. NCBI's taxonomy places the organism in Eukaryota, Viridiplantae, Streptophyta, Magnoliopsida, Lamiales, Orobanchaceae. The record is from the annotation of a GenBank genome assembly.